AUGGUUGUGAUUGCAAAUGUCGUCGUUUUCGUUGUGGUAAUGUACGUCAACGAUUGUCCUCACAAGAGCGAUCGAUGUCUCGCAAAGUUCCUCGGACGUUUCUCAUUCGAGUCUUUCAAGAAGAAUCCUCUCCUCGGUCCUUCUUCCUCUACGUUAGAGAAAAUGGGAGCUUUGGCAUGGGGGAAAAUAGUUCAUAAGCGUCAAGGUUGGAGACUCUUAACAUGUAUGUGGUUACAUGCUGGUAUUCUCCAUUUGCUAGCAAACAUGUUUUGUGUUGCAUUCAUUGGAAUUCGACUCGAGCAGCAGUUUGGUUUUGUUCGAAUCGGGGCAAUCUAUCUUGUAUCGGGUUUCUGCGGUAGCAUAUUAUCUUGUUUGUUUGUUCAGAAUGCAAUCUCUGUUGGUGCCUCGAGCGCUUUGUUUGGCCUCUUAGGAGCAAUGCUAUCUGAACUUCUUAUUAAUUGGACUACCUACGAAAACAAGGGUGUGGCUUUGAUAAUGCUUUUGGUGAUUGUUGGUGUUAACUUAGCGUUAGGGACACUUCCUCCAGUCGAUAAUUUUGCUCACAUUGGAGGUUUCUUGGGUGGUUUUCUUCUCGGUUUCCUUCUCUUGAUUCAUCCACAGUUUGAAUGGGAGGAAAACAGAGUUUCUCUUAUGCCUGGUUCCAUUGUCAAACCGAAGUACAACACUUGCCAACUCGUGCUUUGUAUAACUGCAGUUAUUGUCUUUGUUGCCGGGUUUACUUCGGGGUUGGUGAUACUAUUCAGAGGGGAUAACUUGAACAGAUAUUGUAAGUGGUGCCAUAAACUUAGCUACUCCUCUAAAUCUCAAUGGACAUGA
This is a messenger RNA of Arabis nemorensis, 837 nucleotides long. Lineage: Eukaryota; Viridiplantae; Streptophyta; Magnoliopsida; Brassicales; Brassicaceae. The record is from the annotation of a GenBank genome assembly.